Molecule: messenger RNA, 517 nt
Organism: Hermetia illucens (black soldier fly)
Lineage: Eukaryota; Metazoa; Arthropoda; Insecta; Diptera; Stratiomyidae
Product: dedicator of cytokinesis protein 9-like
Exons: 2
Coding region: 95-517 (140 amino acids)
Biological process (GO): positive regulation of GTPase activity; small GTPase-mediated signal transduction
Molecular function (GO): guanyl-nucleotide exchange factor activity
Source: RefSeq, a predicted model, not a curated record
AGCACAAUACUCAUUCCCCUACGUCCUGAAACGUAUCCCAGUUAAAGGUCAUCAAAUCAUCGAACUUAGCCCAAUUGAAGUUGCGAUCGAUGAAAUGCAAACCAAAGUUUCCAAAUUGGAGGAAGUCAUUUUACCACCGGCUGAUGUUAAGAAGCUGCAACUACGGCUCCAAGGUAGCGUUGCAGCGACAGUUAACGUUGGACCCCUGGCUUACGCCACAGCGUUUCUGGAUCCAAAAGUGGUUGGCAAAUAUGAGAUCGACCGAGUCGAGGAUCUGAAGGAUAUGUUCAGAGAUUUCAUAGGUGUUUGUAACACGGCUCUACAAUUGAACGCCCGCAUGAUAUCAUCCGAUCAGAAGGAAUACCAUUCAGCAUUGAAAGAAAACUACAAGAAACUGUGCUCAGCACUAAGUGAUCUGCUCGAUGAACCCUUCACGCCUAUCGAAGAUGGUAUGGCCACUCAGCGCAAUAGUAUGGCUUUAUUUAGUGGAACGCCACAUAACGGAAGUAGCGCUUAG